AUGGAAUGUCGUUUAGUAUUAAAUAACUGCUCAGAAUUUGAUAUUCCGAAUAGCGAUUUACUCGGCCGGCUACAGCAACAGCUGAAAUAUUAUAAAUUUCGUCGCGUUCAAACGAAAGCUGGAAAAUCGUUGUUUUAUCUUUUUUUCCGAAAAGAAGAAGAAACAUAUUAUGCAUUACGAGCAGGAAAGAACAUUAAAGAUAUAUCGUUGGUACGUUACCGUCACCAUAGUGUGAUUCCUGCACCUUUACAUCGUCCCGACGAGAUUUCGCCCGCUGAAUCAUAUUAUCGGCCAAUGCCUUCACGUCGUGUUGUUGAUGCAGUUAGGUAUAAUUUCAGCAGAUACAUAGAAAAAUUUUCAGACAAAAAUAUUUUCCAACUAUUUGUUAAACGUCUAUCGGAACAGAUAGUUGCUCAAAGAAUUCAAAUAACAGAAGUGUACGAACGCAACUGCAAGGUUAACCACUGGUGGUGGCUAAAUCCGGAUUAUAAUAUAAACAAUCCUCAAAAUGUGCAAAAAUUGCUAGACAUUUAUUUUGUGUGA
Molecule: messenger RNA, 543 nt
Organism: Adineta ricciae
Lineage: Eukaryota; Metazoa; Rotifera; Eurotatoria; Adinetida; Adinetidae
Source: the annotation of a GenBank genome assembly